AUGAAGAUAAUUCCAAUCCAGGCCCUUGAAAACAACUAUUCUUAUAUUCUCAUUGAUGAAAAGACAAAAGAAGCAGCAGUUAUUGAUCCUAUGGAGCCUAUCAAAAUUUUGAAUGUCAUUAGUCAAACCGGUGCAAAAUUAUCGAGUGUAUUUACUACUCAUCAUCAUUGGGAUCAUGCAGGUGGAAAUAUUGAGCUGGUAGGCAAGUAUUUUCUGUCCAAAAAACCCGGGUUAGCGGUUUAUGGUGCCGAUGCUCGUAUUCCGGAGAUCAACUAUGUUUGCAAAGACCGUGAAGAAUUCAAGCUUGGCUCACUGGAUAUCACACCGCUGCAUACUCCUUGUCAUACAAAAGGACAUGUGUGCUAUUAUGUGGUCGAUCCAGCAACAAAUGAAAAGGCCGUAUUUACUGGAGACACUCUAUUCGUAGCUGGAAUUGGCAAAUUUUUUGAAGGCGAUGCCAGAGACAUGUACCGAAUUCUGUUUCAUGUAAUAAACAAGUUACCAGAUGAUACCUGGAUCUAUUGUGGACACGAGUACACAAGAGAUAAUUUAAAGUUUGCCUUGACCAUUGAGCCACAAAAUGAAGCACUUCAGGCAAAGUGGGCUUGGUGUCAAGAUAAGCCAAUCACGGUACCUUCUACUAUUGGACAAGAGAAGAUGUAUAACCCCUUUCUACGUGUAAAUGAACAGUCUCUCCAAAUGGUAGUGGGGAAGAGUGAUCCAGUCGAGGUGUUGCAUUCUCUGCGGGAGAUGAAAAAUAACUUUCGCCUCAUGUGA
Messenger RNA from Phycomyces blakesleeanus NRRL 1555(-), 777 nucleotides. RefSeq lists its product as hypothetical. The record is from RefSeq and is a predicted model, not a curated record. Gene Ontology annotation, molecular function: hydroxyacylglutathione hydrolase activity. The coding region runs from base 1 to 777 and encodes 258 amino acids. Lineage: Eukaryota; Fungi; Mucoromycota; Mucoromycetes; Mucorales; Phycomycetaceae. The transcript is spliced from 5 exons.